UUCAGGGUCAUUUUCGUAAGUUCAAUAAACUAUCUGAUUUGCCGUCAACUUCCGUCGUACUGGCGCACACAUAUUUAACGACAGCCUGUCAACAGCUGUACCAUGCUUACGUCAUCAAACCUCCAACCCUAAAUUAUAUUGAUUUUAAAAAUCCAUUUUAAGAAUUCGAAAAUAUAUUUUUGCCAUUUUUAUUUUCAGACAGCCUUUACAUUUAUUUAAGAAAUGCAAUACUUCCUAAUUAGACCACAAAUUAAGAUAUACAUAAAAAAAUAGAUUUUAAAAUAAUAUUUUUUUCCUUAUUGAUAUAAUUUACAGAGAGGAAAAACAAUGGUGUGUGGUUAAGUUUGGAGAGUGGUGCGCGCAUCCCUAUGGAGUAGUCUUCUUCUUCUUUUUCUUUUUUUCUGUUUAAUCCUAAAAGAAUAAUAUUAUUCAGAAGUGUAUAUAUAUAGAGAGAUAAUCGAAUUGGGGGUUUCUUAAGAAAAUCCGUCAUGGAUCCAUGUCCUUUCGUGAGGUUAACCAUAGAGAAUCUCGCCCUGAAAUUUCCGGUGGCGGCAAAGCCAGCUCGCUCCGCCGUGCACCCCUCGUCGUCGCCGUGCUUCUGUGUAAUCAAGCUGAAAGGCUUCCCAAUCCAGAACGCCGUGGUGCCCUACAUUCCGCCGGAGAGCGCACAAUUUCCCGAAGGGAAUUCUCACGCACUCGCCGCCAGUUUCCAUCUCAGUAAACCCGACGUUGAUAGGCUGUUGGGGAAAUCCUCCAUAUUUUCCGGCGGCAAGAGACCGCAGCUUAAAAUCGCGGUGUACUCCGGGCGGCGUGGAGCCUCGUGCGGCGUGAACUCGGGGCGGUUGUUGGGGAAGAUCACGGUUCCGUUGGAUCUGACCGCGGCGGAGUCCAGAGCGGUGGUCUUCCACAACGGGUGGAUUAGUGUGGGGGUGGAAGCCAAAGGUGCGGCGCAGUUUCACUUGAAUGUGAAGGCGGAACCCGACCCGAGAUUCGUAUUCCAGUUCGACGGAGAGCCCGAAUGCAGCCCGCAGGUUUUCCAAAUCAAAGGCGAUGUUCGCCAGCCGGUUUUCACCUGCAAGUUCAGUUUUCGUGCCCCUGACCGCAAUCAACGCUCCAUGUCUUUACCGUCAGAACACAGUAACGGAGCACGGGCUUGGUUAAGUUCGUUUGGUAGUGAAAGAGAAAGGCCCGGAAAAGAACGAAAAGGAUGGUCCAUCACAAUCCACGAUCUCUCCGGUUCGCCUGUCGCCGUCGCCUCGAUGGUGACGCCGUUCGUACCCUUGCCCGGUUCAGACAAGGUGAGCCGGUCCAACCCGGGUUGCUGGCUCAUUCUCCGGCCCGGUGACGGCACGUGGAAGCCGUGGGGCCGGCUUGAGGCCUGGCGCGAGCGCGGCGCCUCCGACGGUUUGGGCUACCGGUUCGAACUAAUCCUAGACUCGGCGGCGGCUGCGGGUAUUGUGUUAGCCGAGUCGGCGCUCAGCUGCAGCAAGGGAGGGAAAUUCGUCAUAGACUUGAACGGCGGCGGCGGCACGCCGUCGGGGACGCCGAGGAGCGGCGGCGCGUCGCCAGGGUGUAGUCCACGUGGCAGUGGGGAUUUCGGGAAUGGGCUGUGGCCCUACUCCGCGUACAGGGGGUUUGUGAUGUCGGCUUGCGUGGAAGGGAACGGGCGUGGGAAGACGGUGGGUCCGGUGGUGGAGGUUAGCGUGCAGCACGUGACUUGCACGGAGGAUGCGGCGGCGUUUGUUGCUUUAUCAGCGGCGCUGGACUUGAGCAUGGAUGCCUGCAGGCUUUUCUCUCAGAAGCUCCGCAAGGAAUUGACGCCUCAAGAUUUACGUUUCUGAUUAAUUAAUUAAUUAAUUACGGAAAAAUUAACCGUUUCUUCUUCUGUAAAAGUUCUUUUUUUACUGCUUGGUUUGAGGGGGUGAAUAAUGAGGGGUAGAUUUGACAUUUUGUUACUAACUACAAAUAGGAUUAAUGUACAGAUGAGGGUAAAAAAAAAGGUGGGAUUUUGUCUCAUUUGGGGGUAAUUUUGUUGCAGAGAAAAGACACGCUGUCUUUUUUAAGUGUGUGGAUUGUGAGUUUUUUGUUUUAUUGGAUGAAUUAUAUUAUAAUUUGAAAAUGUUGAUGAAUUU
Molecule: messenger RNA, 2132 nt
Organism: Erythranthe guttata (spotted monkey flower)
Lineage: Eukaryota; Viridiplantae; Streptophyta; Magnoliopsida; Lamiales; Phrymaceae
Product: formin-like protein (DUF1005)
Source: RefSeq, a predicted model, not a curated record